GUUUAAUUGCUGCGACACUCGCAUCGGCCAAUAUUUUUUUUAGCAUUUACCUGAUUCAAAAAUUCCAAAUUCUGCUUAACAAAAUUGAGUUCUUAGGCGAAGUUUCUGACUAUAAUAGGGUGAGAAAUCAAUUAAUCGAAAAUAUUAUCAACCACGACGAGUGCAUCGAGUUCGUAAAAAUGUUCAAUGAUGUUGCCCAGCCCAUUUUCUUUACGAUUUUAUCGGGUCUUGUCUUUGUAUUAAGUCUUGCAGGAUUCUCGAUGGCUGUUAUGUUCAAAGAAAACGACUUGGUCAAUGUCGUGAAGUUUUCUAUAACUUACAUCGGAGCUAUAUUAAUACUUAUGGUGGCUUGCUAUCCCAGUGCCAGACUAACGGAAACCAGUAAGAAUAUAAGUAUGGCAUGUUACUUUAGCGACUGGUAUAUAAUGAAACCUAAAUUGCGAUCCCUUCUUAUAUUGACAAUGGCAAGAACUUUGAGACCUUGUUACAUAACAGCUUGCCCAAGCGUUCCUGUAGAUUUUAAUAUGGUUACAGUAGUCUUCAAAACAGCCAUGUCAUAUGUCGCAGCUUUGAUUUCGAUUCAAUCUUAA
Trichogramma pretiosum is the source of this 590-nucleotide messenger RNA. Its product is annotated as odorant receptor 10a-like. NCBI's taxonomy places the organism in Eukaryota, Metazoa, Arthropoda, Insecta, Hymenoptera, Trichogrammatidae. Gene Ontology annotation, biological process: detection of chemical stimulus involved in sensory perception of smell; sensory perception of smell. Gene Ontology annotation, cellular component: plasma membrane. The transcript has 6 exons. The record is from RefSeq and is a predicted model, not a curated record. The coding region runs from base 180 to 590 and encodes 136 amino acids. Gene Ontology annotation, molecular function: olfactory receptor activity; odorant binding.